This is a messenger RNA of Thelazia callipaeda (thelaziosis nematode), 1575 nucleotides long. Lineage: Eukaryota; Metazoa; Nematoda; Chromadorea; Rhabditida; Thelaziidae. The record is from the annotation of a GenBank genome assembly.
UUAAAUUAUUGCCGAAGCGUCAAACAUCUUAUCAUGGAUGAUUUUAUAUUUCCAGAAGAUGUCGACGAAGAUAAUGUAGACAGCAGAGUUUCGGACGAUGAUAAGAAUGAAAGCAGUGGGAUUAAUUCUAAAUUGGAGCUGAAGUCGGGCGAUGACAGUGAUAAUUUAACUGUUGGCGACUGUGCUCGAACUAUGAGCGACUCUCUGCUAGAAUAUGAAAGAGUUAAGAGGUGUCUAGUAGAAGUAGACCACUUGGCAACCCAACUAUCUUAUGGAAUGCGAAUGCAAGCAGAAAUGGACAAAUGUGCUUUAGAAAGGAAAAAUUUUCCUUUGAAACUUACGCUUAAGAGGCAAAAGUUAAGUUCUGGUUCUUCGCUAUUAUUUAUUGAAUUACGCAACGAUUCACAAUUUGAAUUCACAGAGUGGCAUUUAGCACUAACUACUUCAUCCUAUCAAGGAACAAGCGAAGAAACAAAAGAUAAAAUAUUCACGAAAGUAAUACCGAUUCGAAGAUUGAAGCCAUGCUCAGAAUUCACUUAUGAAUUAUUUUCCGCAGUCGAAUUGCCAAUAUCACUAUUUUUUCGAGUACAUCUAUUCAAAUGUAUUCAUUUAUCUGGAAGUAUUGAACCUCGAGCCUUCAGAAUUGCACUUGAACCUGUUUAUUUGACUCAUUGGAACACUAUUAGUAAGACAGAAACAUUGAAAAGUAGCACAAGUCGAGCAGUUUUAUAUGAAAAAGUUGAUGAAGAACAAAAACUCACAUUACCAGAAGCGUUAGUAUAUUUAAUAUGUGACGAGAAACAAGGAGAAACUGUGCUUCUGAGUUGGAUCACCAACAUGCAAAGCGAUAAAUUUAGCAGUGUGAAUUGUUUGGUGUUGGACGAUAACAAUUCUUCAUGGCCAUUUUCAGUGAAAGUCAAAAAAAAUGCUUUAAGUUACGACAUAAUACUAAGAAUGAAAAAUGCUAAACUAAGAAAUGUAUUGAUACAGGAAUUGCAGAUGAGGAUUUUGAAAGUUGAUUUCAUAUCAUGGGAACUUGACAAUAAUGUUCACGAAGCUAAAAUAUUGCGACGCUAUCAUAUAAAAAAUCGUCAACAUUAUUCAGUCUAUAACACAUUGGCAGCCAAUGUAAGUGGUAUUGAUUAUAGCAGUGGAAUCAUAGGACAUGAUAUUUACCACAGGACCUUAAUUCGAGAAAUUGCAUUGAAAUUAAAGGAAUUACCACUAAAUGAUCCCUUCCGUCUAAAAACUGUUCGAGAGUUUUUGGAAAAACUGUAUGCUGUAGGGCUGAUACCGACCGCUGAUACCUUAGAACGAGCUAGCAAACUCACUGCUUCUUCAUUCUGCAGGCGUCGGUUACCGGUUGUAAUGAAAAAACUGGAAAUGGCAGAAACGGUUAAAAAUGCCAGCGAUCUCGUGGAGCAAGGACACGUGCGUGUUGGAACAGAAAUGAUAACUGACCCUGCAUUUCUUGUUACUAGGAAUAUGCAAGAUUGCGUAACAUGGACAAAAGACUCGAAAAUUCGGACACAUAUCCUUAAUUAUAACAAUGAACGAGAUGAUUUCUUGUCAUAA